GGCCUUAACUUCAAACAAUGGACCGACUUUAUCACUAUCUGCCUCGCUCCCUUCAUCGCACACCUCGCAGGCGGCGUUGUGAGUCCCACUAUUCUGGGUAGCCUAUCCCAGGGACCAACCUGGAUUUCAUACCUCACACACUUCAAUCCUGUUUCAAUCGUCUGGCGCUACUAUAUUAUUGUGGAUCGGCGCGUUCGAGCACGGAGUUGGGACCAAUGCGACAUGGCAGCAUGCAAUGCUGUAUUCUGGGACGCAGAGCGCAAGCGUUGGGAUGGAUCUGAAGAAAUCAUGGUGAGGAGUAGGGCUUGGAUUACAAAGGUGCCAGUGAAGCCACAUGUGCAGCUAUUGUCGGCUUCGAGUUUUACGACAUUAGUGCAGACGGUGCAAGGAGCGCAAAUUAUGUUCUAUAUAAUCGAAGGGUAUAUUGGGGGCUCAGAACAUAUACUGCUAGGAUUACCAGGUGUAUUCGCGGGGCUGCAAUUGCUAGGGCUUAUAAGGUUGUUUGCUGGUCUGUGGUUAUCUAGCGAUUACAGUUAUAUGAACUUCAGGGGGACCGAUUUGGGUUCAGAGAUCAGUGAAACUCCUUUGGAAAAGCAUGUCGGCAAAAACAUCCUCGAAGCCCCUGUCAGCAACCAUCUAUUGGAGGUGGAUGUCAGAGAUCGUCUUCUUCCCCUUCAUUGCUGGCAGGGGAUCUUGUACCGGGCAUUUUGGCUCUUGACGACCUGGGGUAUCUUGGGCCCAGCUGCUGGAUCCUGUUCCGAGGUUUUCUGGCGCUAUCCCCCAGGACUUCCCUAUGACCCGGCCUCGCGAUUGUUAUGGCAGACCAUGUACUUUGUUCUGACAUUUUUGCUAUUUUGA
Hyaloscypha bicolor E is the source of this 858-nucleotide messenger RNA. RefSeq lists its product as uncharacterized. NCBI's taxonomy places the organism in Eukaryota, Fungi, Ascomycota, Leotiomycetes, Helotiales, Hyaloscyphaceae. The transcript has a single exon. The coding region runs from base 223 to 858 and encodes 211 amino acids. The record is from RefSeq and is a predicted model, not a curated record.